Molecule: messenger RNA, 2076 nt
Organism: Mya arenaria
Lineage: Eukaryota; Metazoa; Mollusca; Bivalvia; Myida; Myidae
Product: acid sphingomyelinase-like phosphodiesterase 3b
Exons: 6
Coding region: 205-1575 (456 amino acids)
Molecular function (GO): hydrolase activity
Source: RefSeq, a predicted model, not a curated record
GCUUGGUACAUGGUCAUGGUUGAGCGAUUUAUAGAUUAUGAUGUUUAUCUGCUCCACUUUUUUCAGGUCUUUCUUAUCAUAAUACUUAUAUCAGUGUUUGUUUAAGCCUGACAUAUUAUAGCUCUUCUUCAUUUGAAAGCUAUAAGCAUAUAUUCACCAGUGACCUAGGUAAGGUUUAAGCAGAGACAUACCGUGGAUGUUAACAUGAUGGCGCGUCUCAUUCAGACACUGAGCGUUCUUUUCUGUGUGUUUGGGAAUGUUUAUACGGACAUAGGUUACUUUUGGCACAUCACUGACUUUCACUACGAUUUUACGUACUACGGGCGACAACUGUCGUGCAACCCAAACGCCAAACCGACGGAACCAGGGAAGUAUGGGGACUUCUGGUGUGACUCGCCCUGGGCACUUGUCAAUAGUUCCGUCCAGGCGAUGGCCAAACAUCGAGCUGACGUGGACUUCAUACUUUGGACAGGAGAUACAGUUCUUCAUACUGGCAACGAAAACUUGAACUACACGAUCAACGCUGACAUCCUAGAUAAUGUCACGGAAAUUAUAGACAACGUAAUGGGCUCCGUUCCUGUUUUUGCAACAUUCGGUAACCACGACUACUAUCCCAAUAACCAGUUUCCUCCAACCAACAACCUGCUGUACAACGAUACGUGGGACAGGUGGGGUGCCUGGAUAGGGGAUGUCACGCAGGAGGGGAACUUUAGGAAAGGAGCAUAUUACACAAAGAAGACGGACCAUGGUCUGAGGAUUGUGGCAUUAAACACAAAUCUGUACUAUACCUCGAACAAAGCGGUGUUGGGCUCGAACGAUCCGGGGGACCAGCUGUCCUGGCUAAAUCAAACACUAGCAGAAGCAAGACGAAACAACGAGCGGGUGCUGGUAACCGCCCACAUUCCUCCUGGCCCGCACACUCCGAGCGAUACUUGGUGGAUGCACGAGCAGUUCCACACACCCUUGGUUGAAACUCUACGACGUUACACAGACGUCAUUGUUGCCAUGCAUUUUGGCCAUGACCAUGCAGAUGGUUUCAAAGUACUGUCAGGUAACUCUGGUAACCAUAAAGCGCCUAUUUUCAUGGCCCCUUCUGUUACACCAUGGAGGUAUAUAAUCCCCAACGUAAUUGGCCCUGCACACAACCCUGGUAUACGGCUAGUGAAGUAUGAAAGAACUACGGGAAGACACCUCGACAUCCAGCAGUAUUACCUUGACUUGGAGAAUGCCAACAAUAACGGAUCAGAUAUCUGGGGACUCGAGUAUACAGCUACGAGUGCAUACGGAAUUGACGACUUAACGGCUGAAAGUCUUGAAAAAGCAAUCGAGAAAAUAAAGAAACCGGGAAGUGAGGAGUUCAACCGUUAUGUUCAUUUCCACGAUGUGAGUCCUCCUGUCCUCCUCAAGGAGGAAUGUGAUCAUAUCUGCCAUGGAGUUAUCGUUUGUGGAUUCACUCACUUUGAUGUUGAAGGCUACGAACAAUGCAAAACCGAUAUGACAUCUGGCGCUGGAAAGAUCAAUGUCAGCGUGAUGGCGUUUUUGUUGAUAUAUCAUUUACUUCGCUAUUUACAGUAACAUAAGCUGAACUCAUAUACAAUUGUUUUAUAGUCAUUGUACCAAAGGUAAAGAAAAAUACCGUCAUUAACUUGGAUAAUGCUUCCGCAUAAUCUGUUUACUUUAAGAUGCUUACAACCAGUGAUAGAUGACAAUGUUCAGUUUUCAAACUGAAAGUUAUUUUUCACAUCUGUAUAGUCUGGAUUUUGUUUUUAUUUAGUAAACAAUUUAGGUAAUGCUAGAUAUGAUGAGGCGUAUAUAGUUUUAAUUUUGCUUUUACUGGUACAUGUUUGAUCGAAUGUAAAGCUGAGCGCUGGAAAUCCAUUUUCCAUCUAAAACAACCACGGAUGAUUGUCGGUAAUCUGUAGAAGUAGUUCGUAAAAACUUAAAUAUUAUAAUUAAUUAAUUAAUUGUAUUGUUUUAACGUGUAUUUUGAAUUACUUAGUUCAAAAUUGAUUGCCAGUGAAAUGUUUUAUUGUAUAAAUAAAGAGUAAAGUCAUAAGGUUUAACUGCUAAAUUGAA